Molecule: messenger RNA, 2017 nt
Organism: Vidua chalybeata
Lineage: Eukaryota; Metazoa; Chordata; Aves; Passeriformes; Viduidae
Gene: TAF1D
Product: TATA-box binding protein associated factor, RNA polymerase I subunit D
Exons: 14
Coding region: 218-1312 (364 amino acids)
Biological process (GO): regulation of DNA-templated transcription
Cellular component (GO): nucleus; nucleoplasm; RNA polymerase transcription factor SL1 complex
Source: RefSeq, a predicted model, not a curated record
CGCGUUUGAAAAGCCUUCCCGUGGCGCCGGCCCCAGCGCCCUGCUGGCAGCUGAGCCUGGCGAGGGGGCGAGCGGCGUGCUUGGCGCCUUUGUCAGGUUCUUCAGCAAGUUUAGAUGGUUGUUUUUCUUCCCUAAGGAAGUGCUGUGCCAGCGCUCUAGGCCAGAGCUGCGGUAGAGACCUCGAAGGAUGCUGAGCUGCGACUUGGCAAAGUGAAACAUGACUGAUACAGAUGAACCCCAGGCAUCUGGCUCUGAUGUGCAAGAUUACUCUGAUUAUUCUGAUGUGCAAGAGCUGAUCAGCCAUCAGCAGCAGGAGCCAUCUGAGGUGUAUUCAUGGCAAAGGAAUACAGGAACAGAGCGGUCAAGGCAGAAGGUGGCUGCACCUGGGGAGUCUUCAGAUGAUCCUAACAGCAUGUGUAAAUCAUCAGCAGCUUCAGCUGAGGUUUUACUGAUCAGCAGUGAUUCAGAAAUUGAUGUCUCUGCUGCUCGUCCUGAGUCCUCCAUUGCACCUUCAAAGCAGAAAAAGAGAUCUCAAUCUUCAAGGCAACAAGCUGAAUCUGUUACAGAAGUACCUGACAAUGAAAGCUCCUCAGAUUCUUCACUGUCUCCCCAAAGUCCAGGGAAAUCAUUAGAAGCUUCAAAGCAGCAGAAGUCAAAACUCAAUUUGAAGGCCAUUUUUGCCUAUCACUUCAGGGGAAGGAAGUUCAAAGCAGCUGCACACCGAAAAUACAAAAUUCAGACAGGGAAGAGCAAGAAGAAAAAAAAGUAUGAGAGCACACAGAUGCCCACAGGGAGGCCCCCACUGACAGCCUCACCUCAGGAACAAAAGAGGAGGCUUCUAGACAGAGGUUUUCAAUUUCCUUUUGUUGAAAAACAUUAUGGGGAGAAACAUAUUCCCUUAAAGAUGGUUCUUGGCUAUGAGCAAGCAGCUGCAAAGGGAUAUUUCAAGUAUAUUGAAGUGCUUAAAUAUGAAGAACAUCUUAAAAAAUCUUUAAAAGCCCUUCAGGCCAGUGACGACUUAGAAAAAGAGUGUAUGGUGUUACGGAAACACAAAUACUUAGAUGAUGAAGGCCCCAUUUCCCCUAUUCAGGAGACAGAUGAUGAUGAGGACAGCUUGAAUUCUGAUACUGAGGAACAAUUUGAUGCCAGAGUAGUGGACAACAGCUCUUUCAUUCUAAGCAGUACAAUUCCCAGAAAAAAAAAGUCAAAGCCAGGAAGAAAACAUGCAAAGCCAUCUGAAGUGAUUGAAAUAGUGGAUGAAGAAGAUGAUGCUGAAGAGAACUCAGUGCCUCUGCAAGGCUCCCCUCGGUGAAUGGCAGAUGGACCAAUGAGGUAGCAGUGGUUGUUCUUCAGAUACCUCUUUCACAGGCCUGUUUGGUUUAAAACAUUGCUCUGGAGUCAGUGUUGAGCUUUCCACCCAGCUGCCUAGGCACAUUUGCCUUACUUUUAUGUUGCUUUUGGAAGAUGGAAUACCUCUUGGCUUUCUUGCUGCAUAAGAUGAGCACACUCACACUGCAGCAGCUGUAACUACUUGGGGAAUCUCUUGAAUUCUUAUGGCUGUUUGCUGACCUGAUUCACAAAUCCUUUACUUAGUGGACAUCUGUGCAACAUGGUAGCAAAAGAGGCCAUUCCUGUGAUGUGUGGAACAGAUUGGAAAGCCUCUACUCAGGAGAAGUGCACCUGAAGUCCAGUCUCAACUAGCAUCUUGGUACUUAGAGAAAGUGAAGGAAGAAGUGCAGGCUGCCAUUUUCACAGAAGUCUGAAGCUGCUUCAAGGGUGCUUGAGGAUACAGAACAAAGUGAACUGCCCUGAGUUAAAAAGAUGGAAGCAACUUGUUUGGCAGGGUCUGCUACCAAGUUGCUGCAUGUCAGAGGGAUGAGAAACACCACGGGAGCUACCAAAUCCCGGUGAUGUUGCUUCAAGCCUGCUGCAAAGAACUGCACAGCUGUUUCAAACAAAGAAUCUUCUCUAGUUUUUAUUGCAGUUUUUGGAAUUAAACACUCAUUUCAACUUGUUA